AUGGUCGCCGACACCGCCUACUAUGAGGCCCUGGGGGUGCCUCCCACGGCCUCCCAGUUGGAGAUCAAGAAGGCCUAUCGCAAACUGGCCAUCGUGACUCACCCUGAUAAGAACCCCGGCGAUGAGACCGCCCACGUGCGAUUCCAAGCGAUCGGAGAGGCCUACCAGGUUCUGAGCGACGAGAAGCUACGAGAGCGCUAUGAUAAGUUUGGCAAGGAAGAGUCGGUUCCGGGUGGUGGUUUCGAGGACCCGUCCGAGUUCUUCAGCAUGAUCUUCGGUGGCAGCGCGUUCGUCGACCUCAUCGGUGAAAUCUCCCUGAUGAAGGAUCUGACCGCCACGAUGGAUAUCACCAUGGAACAGAUGGAGGAGGACGAGCUCGCCGCGUCGGCCGAGGAAAAGCUGCACGUUCACGACGAGGAGACCAAGACCGGUCACACCGCCGAAGAGACCGCGGCGUCGUCGAGCACCCAGCCCGACAGUAAGCCGGCGGAGGCCCCCGCGGCUGCCCCGGCUGCGGCGGCCCCGGUCGAUUCCGACGCGGGUUCCGGCACCGGCCCCGCCCGUCGCCGUCUGGGCCAGCAGGCCCUCAUGGACAAGUCGGAGGAGGAAGCGCGGAUGGAGGCAGCUGGACUGUCCCCUGAAGAGAAGGAGCUGCGGAAGAAGGAGAAGAAGAAGGGCUCGUUGACCAAGGAGCAGCAGGACCGUUUGACCGCCUACGAGAACGAACGGAAGAAGGCCCGCGAGGAGCGUGUCGAUGCGCUGACGGCGAAGCUUGUGGAUAAGAUUAGCGUGUGGACCGAGACCGACAAGGGCAAGGAUGUCACCCGCGCCUUCGAGGAGAAGAUCCGUCUCGAGGUGGAGAACCUCAAGAUGGAGUCCUUUGGCUUGGAGAUCCUGCACGCCGUGGGCGCCACCUACACCCAGAAGGCCACCUCGUUCCUCAAGUCGCAGAAAUUCCUCGGCAUCUCCGGGUUCUUCUCGCGACUGAAGGACAAGGGCACGCUGGCCAAGGAGACGUGGACGACCAUCUCGACGGCGAUCGACGCGCAGAUGACCAUGGAGGAGAUGGCCAAGAUGGAGGAGCAGGGCGGGGAGGACUGGACCGACGAGAAGAAGGCCGAGUACGAGAAGCGCGUGACGGGCAAGAUCCUGGCGGCCGCGUGGCGGGGCAGCAAGUUCGAGAUCCAGAGCGUGCUGCGCGACGUGUGCGACAACGUCCUGGGAGACAAGCGCGUCAAGCUGGACAAGCGCAUUGAGCGGGCGAAUGCGAUGCUCCUGGCGGGUAAUAUCUACUCUAUGGCCGAACGUGAUCCCGACGAGGAGGGUGACUACAUGGCGUUCGAGCAGUUGAUGACGGAUGCGAUGCAGAAGAAGGGCAAGGAGGAGAAGAAGAAGAAGAAGGGCAAGAAGCACGACCAUGACCAUGAUCACCACGAGCAUGGAGAGCAUCACGAGGCGGAAUAAGAGGCUGUUGUCUCGUCCUCGUUGAUAUGUUUUGUCCCUUGCUCGUCAUGAAUCAUUGGAUAGGUGAUUCCUGCGUGGGCAUUUGCUUCCUGUAGCGAUUCGUGUUGGAGAAUGUGCAUGUUACCGUACAGUUAAUUAGAACAAUCCUGAUCGUUUGUAC
Messenger RNA from Aspergillus campestris IBT 28561, 1624 nucleotides. Its product is annotated as DnaJ domain protein. Gene Ontology annotation, cellular component: cytosol. The transcript is spliced from 5 exons. The record is from RefSeq and is a predicted model, not a curated record. Lineage: Eukaryota; Fungi; Ascomycota; Eurotiomycetes; Eurotiales; Aspergillaceae. The coding region runs from base 1 to 1464 and encodes 487 amino acids. Gene Ontology annotation, biological process: protein import into peroxisome matrix.